UGAUUCAACGACAAGACUAUCAACCACACAGCAAUUUUCUACAGACAAGUCGACUACACAACAAUCAACUUCAAGAGAGUCGACAACAGAAGAUUUAACAAGCGAAGAGUUAACUACUAUUAUGUCAACUACAAAACAAUCAACAACAGAGGACUCGACUACAGGAGACGGAUCAACUACUGGCGCCUCAACGACACAAGAAUCAACUACAGGUGCAUCGACUACACAAAAUCCCACAUCAGCAAACGAAUCAACAACGGCAGACCAAUCAACGACAAUUUCCUCAACUACACAACAAUCAACAACAGUUGAGUCAACAUCUAUAGAUGAUUCAACGACAAGACUGUCAACCUCACAGCAAUUUUCAACAGACAAGUCGACUACACAACAAUCAACAUCAAUAAUGUCGACAACAGAAGAUUUGACAAGCGAAGUGUUAACUACUAUUAUGUCAACUACAAAACAAUCAACAACAGAGGACUCGACUACAGGAGACGGAUCAACUACUGGCGCCUCAACGACACAAGAAUCGACAACAGGUGCAUCAACUACACAAAGUCCUACAUCAACAGAGGAAUCAACAACAGCAGACCAAUCGACGACAAUUGCCUCAACUUCACAACAAUCAACAACAGUUGAGUCAACAUCUAUAGAUGAUUCAACGACAAGACUGUCAACCACACAGCAAUUUUCAACAGACAAGUCGACUACACAACAAUCAACUUCAAGAGAGUCGACAACAGAAGAUUUGACAAGCGAAGAGUUAACUACUAUUAUGUCAACUACAAAGCAAUCAACAACAGAGGACUCGACUACAGAAGACGGAUCAACUACUGGCGCCUCAACGACACAAGAAUCGACUACAGGUGCAUCGACUACACGAAAUCCUGCAUCAACAGAAGAAUCAACAACAGCAGACCAAUCGACGACAGUUGCCUCCACUACACAACAAUCGACAACAGUUGAGUCAACAUCUAUAGAUGAUUCAACGACAAGAUUGUUAACCACACAGCAAUUUUUUACAGACAAGUCGACUACACAACAGUCAACUUCAAGAGAGUCGACAACAGAAGAUUUAACAAGCGAAGAGUUAACUACUAUUAUGUCAACUACAAAACAAUCAACAACAGAGGACUCGACUACAGGAGACGGAUCAACUACUAGCGCCUCAACGACACAAGAAUCUACUACAGGUGCAUCGACUACACAAAGUCCUACAUCAAAAGAGGAAUCAACAACAGCAGACCAAUCGACGACAAUUGCCUCAACUACACAACAAUCAACAACAGUUGAGUCAACAUCUAUAGAUGAUUCAACGACAAGACUGUCACCCACACAGCAAUUUUCUACAGACAAGUCGACUACACAACAAUCAACUUCAAGAGAGUCUACAACAGAAGAUUUAACAAGCGAAGAGUUAACUACUAUUCCGUCAACUACAAAACAAUCAAGAACAGAGGACUCGACUACAGGAGACGGAUCAACUACUGGAGUGUCAACGACACAAAAAUCGACUACAGUUGCAUCGACUACACAAAAUCCUACAUCAACAGAACCGUCAACAGAAGAAUCUACAACAACAGACCAAUCAACGACAUUUGCCUCAACUACACAACAAUCGACAACAGUUGAGUCAACAUCUAAAGAUGAUUCAACGAGAAGAAUGUCAACCACACAGCAAUUUUCUACAGACAAGUCGACUACACAACAAUCAACUUCAAGAGAGUCGACAAUAGAAGAUUUAACAAUCAAAGAGUUAACUACUAUUACGUCAACUACAAAACAAUCAACAACAGAGGACUCGACUACAGGAGACGGAUCAACUACUGGAGCGUCAACGACACAAGAAUCGACUACAGGUGCAUCGAUUACACGAAAUCCUUCAUCAACAGAAGAAUCAACAACAGCAGACCAAUCGACGACAGUUGCCUCAACUACACAACAAUCGACAACAGUUGAGUCAACAUCUAUAGAUGAUUCAACGACAAGACUGUCAACCACACAGCAAUUUUCUACAGACAAGUCGACUACACAACAAUUAACUUCAAGAGAGUCGACAACAGAACAUUUAACAAGCGAAGAGUUAACUACUAUUAUGUCAGCUACAAAACAAUCAACAACAGAGGACUCGACUACAGGAGACGGAUCAACUACUGGAGCGUCAACGACACAAGAAUCGACUACAGGUGCAUCGACUACACGAAAUCCUGCAUCAACAGAAGAAUCAACAACAGCAGACCAAUCGACGACAGUUGCCUCAACUACACAACAAUCGACAACAGUUGAGUCAACAUCUAUAGAUGAUUCAACAACAAGAUUGUCAACCACACAGCAAUUUUCUACAGAGAAGUCGACUACACAACAGUCAACUUCAAGAGAGUCGACAACAGAAGAUUUAACAAGCGAAGAGUUAACUACUAUUAUGUCAACUACAAAACAAUCAACAACAGAGGACUCGACUACAGGAGACGGAUCAACUACUAGCGCCUCAACGAAACAAGAAUCGACUACAGGUGCAUCGACUACACAAAGUCCUACAUCAAAAGAGGAAUCAACAACAGCAGACCAAUCGACGACAAUUGCCUCAACUACACAACAAUCAACAACAGUUGAGUCAACAUCUAUAGAUGAUUCAACGACAAGACUGUCAACCACACAGCAAUUUUCUACAGACAAGUCGACUACACAACAAUCAAUUUCAAGAGAGUCGACAACAGAAGAUUUAACAAGCGAAGAGUUAACUACUAUUCCGUCAACUACAAAACAAUCAAGAACAGAGGACUCGACUACAGGAGACGGAUCAACUACUGGAGCGUCAACGACACAAAAAUCGACUACAGUUGCAUCGACUACACAAAAUCCUACAUCAACAGAACCGUCAACAGAAGAAUCUACAACAACAGACCAAUCAACGACAUUUGCCUCAACUACACAACAAUCGACAACAGUUAAGUCAACAUCUAUAGAUGAUUCAACGAGAAGACUGUCAACCACACAGCAAUUUUCUACAGACAAGUCGAUUACACAACAAUCAACUUCAAGAGAGUCUACAACAGAAGAUUUAACAAGCGAAGAGUUAACUACUAUUACGUCAACUAAAAAACAAUCAACAACAGAGGACUCGACUACAGAAGACGGAUCAACUACUGGUGCUUCAGUGACACAAGGAUCAACUACAGGUGCAUCGACUACACAAAAUCCCACAUCAACAGAAGUAUCAACAACGGCAGACCAAUUGACGCCAAUUGACAAGUCGACUACACAACAGUCAACUUCAAGAGAGUCGACAACAGAAGAUUCAACAAGCGAAGAGUUAACUACUACUAUGUCAACUACAAAACAAUCAACUUCAAAUGAGUCGACAACGAAAUAUUGA
Messenger RNA from Anneissia japonica, 3376 nucleotides. RefSeq names its product putative GPI-anchored protein pfl2. Lineage: Eukaryota; Metazoa; Echinodermata; Crinoidea; Comatulida; Comatulidae. The record is from RefSeq and is a predicted model, not a curated record. Bases 122 to 3376 code for a protein of 1084 amino acids. The transcript has a single exon.